Messenger RNA from Styela clava, 7033 nucleotides. Lineage: Eukaryota; Metazoa; Chordata; Ascidiacea; Stolidobranchia; Styelidae. The record is from RefSeq and is a predicted model, not a curated record.
UACUUUUAGUCCGUCCCUUGUAAACCUUACUCGAAAUAUAUUCGAUCAUACUAGUGGGAGUAGUAACUCUAGUCACAGUAUGUGGUCAUCAAUGGGAUUUAUAUCAGAACUAUCAACGCUGUAUCCUGAUCUUGGCCUGGCUUCAAUGCAUCUACUAUUCACAAUGUUAUAUACAGUGAGUACCUUGGGCGCAGUGGACGUGUAUUUAUUCUCUCAGAAUUUCUACAUUUUGAAAACGAAAUUAUUCAAUGACCAUUCAGUGGAUUGGAGUUCUACUCCUUAUUGGAGGAAUCUCAUGGGUGAACGGGAAGAGUUGUAGUAGAAUUUCCAUAAAUGACUUGAAAGGAGAAAUCAAGUCCCCAGCAAAUGAAAGUGAAUGUGAUCCGAGUAGUAGCUACUGUAAACCUCCGAUCUAUUUUCCUCGUAAAAUGAAUCAGGCGAUGUUAAGAUUGGAUUUCACAGCCAUGUUUCUUGCAGGAGGAAGUUUCAAUAUUAGUAUUGUGGGCUUCAAUUCUCGAAGGAAUGAAUACUUUAGCCCAUCCAUUCUCACAUUUACACCCAACACUGAGCAGAAAUGUUGGAUAUUCAGCGGAUCUCGUAGUUGCUUUGACGGAGUAAAUACAACAUGCAUGACUGUGCAUAGCCCCAAUGUACAAGUGAUAAGUGUUUUGUACAAAUGCCGGCCUUCUGAAUAUCAAUUCAAAUUCACUUACGAAUACUUCGAUUGCAAAACAGGAAUCUCAUGGGUGAACAUGCAAGGUUGUGGAUCGGAGAUAUCUGACUUGAAAGGAGAAAUUCAGUCUGUAACAAAUAAAAAUGAAUGUGAUUGGGAGGAAAUGUGUGAAUAUUUUUUUGUUUCUUCUCCCCAAAUGGAUCAGACAAUGUUCAGAUUGGAUUUCACGCCAACAUUACACUCGGGAGGAAUUUUCGAUAUUGUAAUUUAUGGCCUCAGAUAUGAAUAUAGAUAUGUUGACCUAUCCACCCUCACAUUUACACCCAACACUGAGCAGAGAUGUUGGAUAUACAGCAGACCUGGUAAUUGCUUGAAUGCAUUGAAUACAACAUGUAUGACUGUAAACUGGUUGUAUGUAGAAAAGAUAUGGGUUUGGUACAGAUGCCAGCCUUCUGAAUAUCAAUUCAAAUUGACUUACGGAUACUUCGAUUGUAAAACAGGAAAAAGAAUUGAACCACCAACUACCACACCCCUACAGACUUCCAGCCAAUCAGUGACCACACCCCUACGUCCAACCAAUCAUAUUGCACUAACUACCCAGGCAAACAAACCCAUCCAAACUACCAAUGCACCAACUACCCAGGCAAACAAACCCAUCCAAACUACCAAUGCACCAACUACCCAGGCAAACAAACCCAGCCAAACUACUAAUGCGCCAUCUACCCAGGCUAACAAACCCAUCCAAACUACCAAUACACCAUCUACCCAGGCAAACAAACCCAGCCAAACUACCAAUACACCAACUACCCAGACAAACAAACCCAAUCAGACGACCUCUAACCCCAUCUCCACUGAUUCAGACUCCAGCAAUAAUUCUCUCACAACGAUUUUGAUAAUAGUUGGAUGUGUGAUAGCAGUAUUGUUAGUGAUUGCAGCCGCAAUUUAUUGGAAAAACAGACAACAAGGCCAGGAAGAAAAUAUUGCAAUGUCGACCCCAACUCAUGUGUACGAAGAGAUUCACGAACCGGUAGAUGAGGGAGGUUAUCUCUCACCCAUGCCAAACCCCAACGUAUCUGUUCAAAUACCGAGUAUAGAGGAAGCAUACGCUGAUCCAGAAGAUCCUGAUUAUAUUGUCCCAGAGGAUAUUACUCCUCCUCCUAUACCCCCUCCCAUGUAUGAUAGCGUGCUGCCUUCAAGAUCCCCACCCAACCCUCAAGCUAAUCUGCCUAUGGAUCCCCCUGUCCCCUCAAACCCCGGCACUUCCUGUCAAAAACCAAGCGUCGAAAGUGUUUAUACCGAGCCCGAUUACGCCCCACCAGAAAAUAUUACUGCCCCGCCUAUCUCCAUGCAUGAGAAUGUUGGCGUGCCAACUUCCACAGCCACACCCAACCUUCAGUUGACGCCGCUUCCAAAUUCUGAAGUACAGGUUUCACUUAUGAUCCGCUUAAAUUCUAGCAUUUCUUGUCAAGUUAAGAGUUCUGAUGACAGAACAAAUCCAGACACACCCCCAGAAAACAUACCUGCCCCUCCCAUGUGUGAUAACGCAAGGGUGACAUCACGCAGAAACCCACCCAACCCCCAAACAAAUCUUCCUACUGUAUCCUCAAACCCUGACACUUCUCAUCAAAAUCCAAGUCACGACAGCGUUUAUGACGAGCCCGGUUUUGUCCCGCCAGAAAAUAUUACUGCCUCGCCCAUAUAUGAUGAUACGGCAGCCGUUACCCCAUCUGUUUAUGAUGAAACUGCAUAAAAUGGUGAUUCCCAACCUUAUUUGAGUCACACCUUCUGAAUAAUUUCUAAUAUAUGCCCCCUUUCACAAUAUUUACAAAAUGUAGAUAAAACCAGUCCUACGAACGAAAUAAUAUUAAGAUUAUUAUUCUAGGAGAUAGUACAAAACAACCCCUUAUGAGUCGCGACCCCAAGGUUGGGAAUCACUGACAUAGAAUAAGUUCAGAUCUAAUGAGGCAGAAAACUUUUUCUCUCGUAGAAUUCAGUAAUUUCAAAAAAUAAACUGUUUUAAAUAGAUUUAUUCAAAAAAAAAAUAAAAAAAAAAAUACAGAGAGUAGUGUUGUUCUUGUUUUAUUUCAUGUAAUCGCAUUUUCAAUUUUUUAUUGAUAUUUUGUGAAAUAUAUUGUUCAUUUUGAGCUCUGUAAUUUACAGAAUAUUUCAACCAUGACCAAACACUAACUGACUUUGAGAUUUUAGUAGAAUGAAACUUUAAAUAAUAUUACGAUUUACAUUUAUCAUAUUUUCAAAAGCUCUUGUAUUGCUGCUGAUUAUUGUUAUUUUUUUCUGCGUGCAUGCAUCUCCGUGAUCUGUGAACUUGUGAAAAGUUCCUUUCGAUUCUGAAUAACUAAAUAACAUUCUCUCGACCUGGUCGGUUAAACUUUCGACUCUGGCAAGGCUUUGGCUGAACAAUCCGACUCGAUUUCAGCUAGAAAUUUCAAUUCUUGAUUUUAGACUCUGAAAUUCUGACUCGAUUAAUUUUAACGCAGGGUCGCGUCUCUAAUGCGUCUCAGCAAUAAACAUCAAACUCUUGACUUCACAGCCCUGUUUGUUUUUUAUUGAGUGUAUUUAUGUUAUUUCAAAUAUUUUUAUUGAUAUUGAGUGAAAUAGUUUGUUCAUUUUGGGCUCUUCUUAAAUAUUUCAACUGUAACCAAAAUUUCUCCAGAUAUCUUCAGGCUCAUUUUUCAGCCCCAAGUUAUGCAAAUUUCUAAUAGUCGCCCCACCACAUUGUUUUCAGUGAUUGCUGAUGAACAGCCAUUUCCUAUGAGCACAGUCUGUCACUAGAGGGUGCAUAAGAUUGUGUAGUUUUUUAAAGGGACAGGGCCAUAUAGAUAGUUUUUAUUAGUUUUAAUGUUGGUCUCAGCAGUUAUCUGAAGCAAUUAGCUUGUGCAAGUCAUGUCCGGCAGCCAACAAGGCUGUCUCAUAAAUGUUAAAGUUAUCGUUGAGAACAGGAUAUGUUCAUCUGUAAUUAGGCUCUUAACAUAUUUUUUUGCAUCCAUGUAUUUGAGAAUUCAUCUUUUAGAAAACUAUUUCUAUGAAAUUCAGUAAUUUUCGAAACCCGGUUUUAAGUAAAUUUAUUUGAAAAAAAUACAGAGAGGCGUGUAUUUAUUGUUUUAUUUCAUGUAAUCACAUUUAAAUUUUUUAUUGAUAUUGUGUGAAAUAUACUGUUCAUUUAAACCCUGUGAUUUCCAGAAUAAUUCAACCAUGACCAAACAAUAACUGACUGAGAUUUUAAUGGAAUGAAACUUAAAAUAACAUAACGAUUUGCAUUUUCUAUAUUUUCACAUGUUUUUGUAUUCUUGCCAGAUUUUUGUGUUUUUUUUUCUGCGUGCACCUAAUUCCGUGUGCUGUAAACUCAGUGAAAAGUUCCAUUCGAUUCUAAAUAACUGAAAUAACAUUCUCUCAACCUGAUCGGCUAAAUUUUUGACUCUGGCAAGGCUUUGGCUGAACAAUCCGACUCGAACUCAGCUAGAAAUUUCAAUUCUUAACUUUAGACUCUGAAAUUCACACUCCAAAUAAUUUUAACGCAUGACUGCGUCUCUAAUACCGACGAAUAAACAUCAAACUCUUAACUUCACAGCCCUGGUUCAACAUUUAUUUAGUGUAUUUGUGUUAUUUCACAUAUUUUUAUUGAUAUUAAGUGAAAUAUUUUGUUCAUUUUGAGCUCUUCUUUUAUAUUUCAACCGUAACUAAAAUUUUUCCAGAUUUCUUUAGGCUCGUUUUUCACCCCCGGUUAUGCUAAUUUUUAAUAGUUGUCCCACCACAUUGUUUUCAGUGAUUGCUGAUGAACAGCCAUAUAGACAACUUGAGCAAUUCUCUGAGUCACAGUUUGUCACUAGAGGGUGCAUAAGAUUGUGUAGAAGGGACCGGGCUAUAAAGAUGUUUUGGUAAAUUAGUUUUGUUAGUUUCAAUGUUGGCCUUAUCAAAUAUUGGUAACAAUUGAUUUUCAAAUUUGGCGUCACGUGUACCAAAUAAAUGUUAAAGUUAUCAUUGAGAACAGAAUAUGUUCAUCUGUAAUCAGGCUCUUUUAUCUCAAUUGUACUCUACUCGCAUACAAACAACCAAAUGAUUUUUCAUUCCAGAUGAAUGCACUUUAUUCCGUUAUGCAUUAUUUCUUGCUUAAGUGAACAAUUCGAAUAAAUGCCUUCCUCAAUGCCUUAUUGUUAUGUUUUUUUUUGAAGUUUCGCUAUAUUUUCUCAUAAUCAGAUUUUUAUUGCUUAUUUUUAAUAUAUUUUGUUGACAUUUUCAUUGUUUCACGCUCCAGUGAACAUAUAAAAAAAAUUUAUGCUGCCCUUCCUCAAAGUCCAUCCCCCUCAGUAUAGGUCUUAAGUAAUUCCUGCCGUAAAGUAAACUUCGAAUUUAUACCUAAACUCUAUCUACAGCAAUGGUUCCAAGCUGGGGGCCACCCAGAUCAGUUGGAUGGGGCCACAUUCACAAUGUUGGGCGCAAAACUGAAAGAAGUACUCCCAGUUCUUUCUAGUUUGAUUGCUUGAUAAGGUUAUUUGACAGAGUGUUUUCACUUUGUUGAGCAUGUAUUGUUUGAACAUAAUGAGAUUCGGAUUCUACCAAUGUUAAUAACACUAAAAUACCACUAGAAUGAUAAGCUGGGGGGAGUGUUAAAAGCCUCAAUGUCUUUGCUAAUGUUUUUGAUGUUUUCUUUAUUUCUCAUAAUCAGAUUUUUAUUGUUUAUUUUUAAUAUAUUUUGUUAACAUUUUCAUUGUUUCACGCUCCAGUGAACAUAUCGAAAAAAUCAUGCUGCCAUUUCUUAAGGUCCAUCUCCCUCACUAUAAGUCUUCAAGUAAUUCAUUUAUUAAAUAAAACACCGUCUUCAGAUGUAUAACUAAACUCUACAGCAGUGGUUCAAAACCGGGAGUCCAUUGCCCUUUAAGUCUAUGAUGCCAGCCGCUAAGCUCAUCUUAUUUUCCCCUUUACAAAAGUAACACCUGUGUUUCCUUGCUUGAUAAGAUUGCAUGAGAUAUGUAAACAUAGUGGAAUCUACCAAUCAAAAUAACACUGGAAUGAGGUCCAAGCCCCAAAUGGUUGGGAACCACUUCUACAAUAUUCUUCGAUGUAUUGGCGUCUUUGGACAAUCAUACACAUUAGAUCAGAAAACUGAUAUUUGCGAGUAUUUUCAUAUUUCACUUGAAAAUUCCAGCACUUCGAUUCUUAGAAUACAGAUUUCCAGUUAGAUCUGACUAUAAAAUAUGCCCCAACCCCUCAGCACUGCUGUAUAUUCAAACCACGGACUUCUCGAAAUAAAAAUCGUUAUCUAAAGUCUGUUUUAGUGAUUAUCAAUGAUCGAUGAAAAUUUUUCGAGGAUUGAUUUUGAAGUGAACUUAGUGAUUCAUCUUUUUAACUAUUUUUCUAUUAAUCGGACAAAUUUUGAUUUUUUUCUUUAUUGAAAUCGCUGUUAUUGUGACUUCGGGCUAGGGAUGUUAGUUUCAGAAUUUUAAAUCCAAGGGCUCAAAUCACGAUUAGGUUGUCGUCUAGUCUUUAAGCAAGCUCAUCUUUCGAUAAGUCCACUUUCGUGUUCAUAUAUUCGAGCAUUGAUUUCUUCGUAUUUAAUCACAAUCUUUGGUUCUAUCAAAUAAAGUUGUCUUGAUAAAUAUUGCUUCAAGUAAUGCUUUUCAAAUUUUAAGUACUUUAAGAUGGUUGGAGCUGCCGAACGGCAAUUUAUUUUUCCAACUUCCUAUUUGUCCCGAUAUUCCAUUAAAACUUUGCUUCUUUAUUUAAAACAAAAAAAUCUUUUAUUCUAUCCUGCUAGACCGACUGACUGUUAAGUAAUUUACGGUGUGGUUGAAAUCGUUGAAAAGCAAUUACUUUUAUUUGGUCUGGUAUUUCACCAAAGAUUUUGCUGUUUUAUUCAGAGCAGAACACUUUUUAUUCCAUCUUGCUUGACCGACUCCGUCAUGCGUAUUCGCCAAUUAGAUUCUGAAUUUGAUUUGAAAAAAAAUAGAUUUGAAAUUUUUUUUGGCAAUCAAUUGUUCUAUUCAGCAAACAUAGUCUACACAACCUCCGUGCCCUCACAAUUGGUCAUUGUUCUCUUGUUGUUUCAUCACACAAAGUAACCUGUAGUCCUAUCGAACUCAAAAACAGAAAUAUUUGAGUAGGAUUCUGAAUCCAAAUUCGAUUGAACAAAAAGAUUUUAAAACUUACAUCCCUAUUUGCAACCACUAGGUAUAGAAAAUGUAUUCGUUUGAAAUCUUUGCAAUACAGUUUAAAUCUCAUUUGUUGAAACAAUAAUUUUUAAAAUUUUUUGGUCAAAAUUUGAUUCAUUUAGUUGUUUCAUGGCAAAAUUUCGAUAAAUAAUUUUGGACCUUCAUUUGGUAAAUAAAAAAUUGGAAUGUGUGCUUU